GCCUGAUGCAACCGUUAGAAAAAAUUUGCCUGCGAGGUAAAAUUCAGGGAUUAACUCCCAUAUCCACAUCAUGUGACUUUUAGCGUAAACAGGAAGCAGCUGAUCUUUACUUUAGUCUGCUUCUACCAAGUAAUCUGUACAGCGAAAUACUCCCAAAAUAACUCAAAGCAGUCUUGUAAAAUAGCUCGACCAUAAGUAACUGUGCUACCCUCUGGGGGAGAAUUAGAGUCAUCUGACCUGCAGCUCAGAAACAUACUCUCCUUCGUGUCUCCUGAGGGGGAUGUCAGGCACAGCUAUGAAGAAAAAGGUGCUCCUGAUGGGGAAAAGUGGGUCUGGAAAGACCAGCAUGAGAUCAAUCAUCUUUGCCAACUACAUAGCUCGGGACACACGUCGGCUCGGAGCUACGAUUGACGUGGAACACUCCCAUGUUCGAUUUCUUGGCAAUCUGGUUCUAAACCUGUGGGACUGUGGAGGACAAGACACGUUCAUGGAGAACUACUUCACCAGCCAGCGAGACAACAUUUUCAGAAAUGUUGAGGUUCUAAUUUAUGUAUUUGAUGUUGAGAGCCGUGAGCUUGAGAAAGACAUGCAUUACUACCAGUCGUGUCUCGAAGCCAUCCUGCAGAAUUCCCCCGAUGCCAAAGUGUUCUGUCUGGUGCACAAAAUGGACCUUGUUCAGGAAGACCAGAGAGAUCUGAUCUUUAAGGAGCGUGAAGAAGAUCUGAAGAGAUUGUCCAGACCUUUGGCUUGUACAUGCUUUAGGACAUCAAUCUGGGAUGAAACCCUGUAUAAGGCUUGGUCAAGCAUAGUGUAUCAGCUAAUCCCAAACGUCCAGCAGCUGGAGACAAACCUGAGGAAUUUUGCACAGAUCAUAGAAGCAGAUGAAGUUCUCCUGUUUGAGAGAGCCACCUUCCUGGUGAUCUCCCACUAUCAGUGCAAAGAGCAGCGUGACGCCCACAGGUUUGAGAAGAUCAGUAACAUUAUCAAACAGUUCAAACUCAGCUGUAGUAAGCUUGCAGCCUCUUUCCAGAGCAUGGAAGUGAGGAAUUCCAACUUUGCGGCCUUCAUUGAUGUCUUCACUUCCAACACCUACGUGAUGGUCAUCAUGUCGGACCCGUCUAUUCCGUCUGCAGCAACUCUCAUCAACAUCCGCAAUGCUAGGAAACACUUUGAGAAGUUGGAGCGGGUGGAUGGACCCAAGCACAGCCUGCACAUGCGGAUGCGUUAGCUGGAGCUUCUGUUCCUGGUGGAUUCUCUCAGCCAAUCAGUCCAUAGCGUGCAGACAGCAUGGCGCAGUCUCGCAGCUCCCAUAAAUAUGAUCAGCCCUGUGUCCUAUCUGCAAUAUCUUCACAUUCAAUCACAAUAAUUAUUAUGGGGGGUGUUGGUUUCUUUUGGUUUUGUUUCUGCAGUGAGCUGAAGUAUCCUGAUAAACGUUAUGUUGAAGUACUUGUGAUAACGUGUCACAUUAAAGUAAGGCAAAGAGGGUGGCUGUGUUUGGGGUCAUACUUUGUUGAAUACUUUGGAAUUGUCCAUUCCCUACAGAGGAUUUCGGUGAUUGGGAAUGUUGGCUCCUGAUGAAAAGUGGCUGACGGUUUGAUUUGGAGUGUGUUUGCUGUCCCAAACAAUACAAUACAAACUAUUUAGAAACAAU
This is a messenger RNA of Nothobranchius furzeri (turquoise killifish), 1651 nucleotides long. It is a transcript of the gene rraga, whose product is annotated as Ras-related GTP binding A. Gene Ontology annotation, molecular function: GTP binding; GTPase activity. Gene Ontology annotation, cellular component: nucleus; Gtr1-Gtr2 GTPase complex; lysosome. NCBI's taxonomy places the organism in Eukaryota, Metazoa, Chordata, Actinopteri, Cyprinodontiformes, Nothobranchiidae. The record is from RefSeq and is a predicted model, not a curated record. Gene Ontology annotation, biological process: cellular response to starvation; negative regulation of autophagy.